AUGUACAGGGAGAGAGGUGGAGGAGGAUCCAAGGGUAAAAUGGAAGCGAUCUUCAACGGCGACAAGUUCGAAGGGAGUGCCAACGUUCCCUAUUAUGAUUAUGCUCUUGAUUUGAUCCUUGAUGUCGAAUCCUCUCAUGGAGAUAUGUUCUCUGAAGAACAAAAUGAGAUCAUUGAAUCAGCAGCAGAGAUGCUUUAUGGUCUUAUUCAUGUACGAUAUAUCUUAACAACCAAAGGAUUGGCUGCCAUGCUGGAGAAGUACAAGAAUGCAGAAUUGGGAGAUGCCCGAGAGUCUACUGCUGUGGUCAACCCUGUUCUUCCGGUUGGUCAAUCAGAUGUGUCUCGACAAGGCAAUGUAAAAAUUUCUGUCCAAAAUGGUGAAGACAUUUAUACCCCUCAAUCCAGGUUUCAAGAUAACCUAGAUGGAGCUUAUUUCGGAUCAACAUUUCCUCACUUAUUUCUUAUGACUUAUGGCACCUGAAGCCACAAAAAACCUCACAGGAUUAUGUUCCAAGAAUCUUUGGUUUCAAGGUCUACAACCCAUGACAAGAAUCACAUCACAUCAUAUCAUCAAUCCUGGAUCCAAACAUCUUGACUUGUUCCUUAUCAAGAGUUCAUGUUAAUCAACAAAAUACAAAUUAAGUUCAUAAGAAAUCAAUUUAGGAUCCUAUUAUAUUAUAUGUUUAAACACCUAAUUAGGAAAAAAAAAAUGUGUGCUCAAGAGUGUUAUGUAUCUUUUUUUUUCUCUUUUUAUUUGUAUGAGUACUAAUUUUAAUUUUGGUCGGUUAGGAAGGUUUUUUUUUUCUUCUAUGAAAUGCGUUCAACUUUGACUUGUGAAGAACCAAAAUCAUGUAUUUGUAGUUAUGUUUAUGAGUUCAUGAAAACAGAUUCACACAGUA
Lactuca virosa is the source of this 898-nucleotide messenger RNA. The record is from the annotation of a GenBank genome assembly. NCBI's taxonomy places the organism in Eukaryota, Viridiplantae, Streptophyta, Magnoliopsida, Asterales, Asteraceae.